Molecule: messenger RNA, 1074 nt
Organism: Xenopus tropicalis (tropical clawed frog)
Lineage: Eukaryota; Metazoa; Chordata; Amphibia; Anura; Pipidae
Gene: pno1
Product: partner of NOB1 homolog
Exons: 7
Coding region: 111-821 (236 amino acids)
Biological process (GO): ribosome biogenesis
Cellular component (GO): cytoplasm; nucleolus
Molecular function (GO): RNA binding; nucleic acid binding
Source: RefSeq, marked provisional
UCUCUGGGACCCGGAUGGCUGCUGAGAUGCACGUGUAGUGAUAUCGCUGGGAACUAUCGGAAUAGAGUUUUUUUCUAUCGCUUCUGUUUGGAAUAAAUCACAUCGCAAGAAUGGAGACCGAAAGCGCCGCAGCCUCCGGGGAAAGUUUCACAAGUGUCACCUCUAAAAAAACCAGGAAGAGAAGAGCGGCCGAGGAGAGGCCCAUGGACACCGGGGAGCAGCCGAGUAAGAGGCCGGACUUUCCUCCCAUCUCUGGGGAUAAGCUGAUGGGAGACAAAGAUGAAAUGAGGAAAGUCCCCGUCCCCUCACACAGGUACACUCCUCUUAAAGAAAACUGGAUGAAAAUCUUCACUCCGAUUGUGGAACACUUACAGCUUCAAGUGCGGUUCAACCUAAAGACAAGAAAUGUAGAAAUAAAGACUUGCAAGGAAACCACAGAUGUUGGCGCAUUAACAAAAGCAACUGAUUUUGUCAGAGCCUUUAUUCUGGGGUUUCAGGUUGAGGAUGCGUUAGCCCUGGUCCGGCUCGACGAUCUCUUCUUGGAAUCAUUUGAAGUCACAGAUGUUAAACCGCUGAAGGGAGACCACUUGUCUCGGGCCAUUGGGCGGAUAGCUGGAAAAGGAGGCAAGACAAAGUUCACCAUAGAAAAUGUCACAAGGACAAGAAUAGUUCUUGCUGAUUCAAAAAUACACAUACUGGGAUCCUUUCAGAACAUCAAGAUGGCCAGGACUGCAAUCUGUAACCUUAUCUUAGGAAGUCCUCCAUCCAAAGUGUACGGCAACAUACGGGCAGUGGCAAGUCGCGCUGCCGAUAGGUUCUAACAUUGCGUGAAGUGGAACGACUGAACAUCCUAUCAAUGUGGCCCCACUUACAUCUACCUAUGUGCAAUGAAACGGCGUGCAGAAGAGAAGAUCUCAUUGGCAGAAUCUCUGGCAACAUUUACAUCAAAGAACCAGCUGGUUGGCUCAGACUUGUCUGGCUCUUCCCAUUAAUAUUUAAGUGGUGUUAAAGACUUGAACCUAUAAAGGAUUACACCUCUGCCAAUACACUGUGAAAAUAAAUCAAUAAAUACAA